Molecule: messenger RNA, 1077 nt
Organism: Spea bombifrons (plains spadefoot toad)
Lineage: Eukaryota; Metazoa; Chordata; Amphibia; Anura; Pelobatidae
Product: C-X-C chemokine receptor type 3-2-like
Exons: 2
Coding region: 1-1065 (354 amino acids)
Biological process (GO): G protein-coupled receptor signaling pathway; chemotaxis; immune response
Cellular component (GO): membrane
Molecular function (GO): chemokine receptor activity
Source: RefSeq, a predicted model, not a curated record
AUGGCAAGCGGCGACAGCUCCUACUCCUACUACGACUAUGAUUAUAAAGAAUCAUUUACCGAUAAGCCAUUAAUCCCACCUUGCUUUAUGGACUCCACUGCCCAAGUCAACCAAAAUGUAAUCUCUGUAGUGUUCUUGCUUGUGUUUGCUCUGGAUAUUAUGGGUAAUGGACUGGUCAUAUACGUCCUGAGUAGAAAGGGCAGCAGCUGGCAUAUAUCUGACCACUACUUAUUUCAGCUGGCCGUGUCGGACCUUCUGCUUGGACUCACUCUGCCAUUUUGGAUAACUCAGUUCCUCCAUGGUUGGGUUUUUGGUCUGGUCCCAUGCAAGCUGUUGGGGGCACUUUUCACCAUUAACAUGUACAGUAGUAUCUUCUUCUUAGUCUGCAUCAGCUUAAAUCGUUAUCUUUCCGUUGUCCUUGCGGUGGAGUUACAUGGAAAGCAGAGACCCAUCCACACCUUCAUCAUCUGUGCCCUUGUCUGGAGCACGGCUUGCAUGUUGUCAUGGCAAGAACUUUACUUCAGAGAUGUUAGGUAUAUGGGACAUGUAGAAAACGCUGUCUGUUAUUAUAACUUCGUUCCUCAACAAGCUGACACGUGGAGGAUUACGCUGCGACUCAUAAACCUUUCCCUGGGUUUCAUGGUUCCUUUAGGACUCAUGACUUUCUUCUACUCCAGAAUUUUCUGCACGCUUCGGCAGUCUAGAAGCAACCGUUCAAGGCGACCCCAAGUAGUCAUUGUGGGUCUACUGCUGGUCUUUGUGCUUUGCUGGAUGCCAUAUAACUUACUUCUUUUCAUCGACUCUCUUCAAAGGCUGGGCUUCAUCGAACGCUCAUGCCAGCUGGAGAAGAUGUUGGACACGGCUGUGACGGUCACAGAAACCAUGGGCCUCGCUCACGUGUGUCUCAACCCCUUUGUGUACGCGUUUGUGGGCAUCAACUUCAGGAAAGAGAUCUACAAACUUUUCAAAAGAAGAUCAGAUCCCGCCAGACGGAUGAGCGUGCUUAGCAGCAGGGACGGAACAGUCGAGACCGAGCAUAACCCUUCAUCUUCCAAAAUUUUGUGAUUGCAAUGUUCC